GAAGUCUCUUGCCAGCUUUGCAUCAGCAAGCUCAAAUAAUCAAAAAAGAAUUUAUCUUAAUUCUUCAUCCUCCACACACACUUCACAAUGGCCUCUGGUGAAGCAACCGUCAUCUCCAACACGGAGAAUCUCAUGAAGUACAUGUCCCUCGACCAGCGAGGAACAGUUCAGGCUGAGUACGUCUGGAUUGAUGCUGUCGGCGGCUGCCGUAGCAAGACCAAGACUCUCUCCAAGCCCGUUCAGUCGGUCGAUGAACUCCCCGAGUGGAACUUCGACGGCUCCUCGACUGGCCAGGCCCCCGGUGACAACUCCGAUGUCUACCUCCGCCCCGUUGCUAUCUUCCCCGACCCCCUCCGCCUUGGUGACAACAUCCUCGUCCUCUGUGAGACCUGGGACUCCGAUGGAACCCCCAACAAGUACAACCACCGCCACGAGGCUAACCGCCUGAUGGAGAUCCACGCCAAGGAGGAGUGGUGGUUCGGUCUGGAGCAGGAAUACACUCUCCUCGGUACUGAUGGCUGGCCUUACGGAUGGCCCAAGGGCGGUUUCCCCGGUGCCCAGGGUCCUUACUACUGUGGUGUUGGUACCGGCAAGGUCUACUGCCGUGACAUCGUUGAGGCUCACUACCGUGCCUGCCUGUACGCCGGCAUCAAGAUCUCCGGUAUUAACGCUGAGGUCAUGCCUUCCCAGUGGGAGUACCAGGUCGGCCCCUGCAACGGCAUUGAGAUGGGUGACCACCUCUGGAUGUCCCGUUUCCUCCUCCACCGUGUUGCCGAAGAGUUCGGUGUCAAGAUCUCUUUCGACCCCAAGCCCAUCAAGGGUGACUGGAACGGAGCCGGUCUUCACACCAACGUCUCUUCCGCUUCCAUGCGUGCUGAGGGUGGUAUGAAGGUCAUUGAGGCUGCCAUGAAGAAGCUCGAGGCCCGCCACGUUGAGCACAUCGCCGUUUACGGUGAGGGUAACGAGGAGCGUCUCACUGGCCGUCACGAGACCGGUAGCAUCGACAAGUUCAGCUACGGUGUUGCUGACCGCGGUGGCUCCAUCCGUAUCCCUCGCCAGUGCGCCAAGGAUGGCAAGGGUUACUUCGAGGACCGCCGUCCCGCUAGCAACGCCUGCCCCUACCAAAUUACCGGUAUUAUUGUUGAGACUCUUAUGGGUGGCAACUAAAUGCGUUACAUACCGUUUGAAAAUGUGAAUACACUUCAUAUUAGCGCUCGUAUACCCUCCGGCGUCGUUAGGGAGGACAAUAGCGCGGCCUGGCACCGUUGGAGCAAACAUAGAAUUUCUUUUUCUUUAUGGUAGUUCGGGAUGUCUUCUUUCUCUCCUGCCAGAGCUUGCCUUGCGAUCCUUAGCUUCUGCUGGUCCUGCGUUUUGUUUCUUUCGUUAUUGGGUUAUGUGUUACGUACAGCAUAGAG
This is a messenger RNA of Aspergillus ibericus CBS 121593, 1415 nucleotides long. RefSeq names its product glutamate--ammonia ligase (gene glnA). The record is from RefSeq and is a predicted model, not a curated record. Gene Ontology annotation, molecular function: glutamine synthetase activity. Lineage: Eukaryota; Fungi; Ascomycota; Eurotiomycetes; Eurotiales; Aspergillaceae. The transcript has 6 exons. The coding region runs from base 88 to 1167 and encodes 359 amino acids. Gene Ontology annotation, cellular component: cytoplasm.